AUGGCCAGUAAUCCCGAAUUUCGAAGGGUUGUUAAUUAUACCGACCUUGAAGCCCUUCUGGAGUGUCCACUAUGUCUCGAUCGAUUCGAUCAACCUCGCCUGAUACCAUGUGGUCAUACAUAUUGUACAAAAUGUUUGAAUGAACUAUGUGCUAGGAAUGACACCGUUAUUUGUCCGCAGUGUCGAAAAGAACACGAUGUACCGCCUGGUGGCAUCACUGUAUUUCCUCGAAAUCUAUCGUACCAACAAUUACUCGACAUUCGAACCGAACAAUUAGUAUCAACUCGGCAAUGUCAAGUGUGUGAUAAAAAACGUGCGUUUUCCGACUGUCUUCAUUGUCAUAAAGCCGUAUGUCUCGAUUGCAAACAAAUGCACCGACGCGAGUUAACAACAACUACUGAUUCACUUCUUCUAAAUCUAACACAAUCCACCGAUUUGUGCAAAGACGCGCUCAAUACCGAAACUGUCGCGUUCCUGACACAUUGCGAUGCAGUUAAAAGACACAUUUCAGUGUAUGCCAAAGAAACAAUUGAUCUAAUCAAACAACAAGAGAAGCAAUUGAAGAAUGAUCUGGAACAGAUGAUUGCACAACAACUAGAAUCAUCAAAGAAGAUUUUGGUAAAUUUCGAGAAAAAUAAAGAGGAAAUUAGUAAAUUUGUUCGAUCGUCGAAACAAAAAAUCGAGCGUAAUGAAUCUCUUUUGGAUGAACAAUACAUUGAAAUACAAAAUAACAUAACUAAAUACAUGAAAACGAUACAAAAUGUAGUCACCACUUUGAAAAACAAGCGAAAAGACAUUGUUUUCACACCAAAUCCUCGUCGACCAGAUUGUCUAGGUGAAUUGAAUCUCAUUCCGCAAGUUUCUCCAACUGAACACUCAACAUCUGUAUCAAUGAGUGCUGAUGAUAAGAAUAAUCAACAACAACAAUUAGCACCCAUAUCUGGAAUUCGCCAGGUUGGACAAUGGGGAAACGGACCAAUGGAAUUUUGGUGUCCGUGCGGUUUAGCAAUUACACGCAAUAAUGAACAUCUUAUUGUAGUAGACAGUUGGAAUCAUCGACUACAGAUGUUAACGAUUGAUGGUCAAUUCAUUCGUGCGACAUCGGGCACGAAAGGACGCGGACUUGAUGAACUUAAUAACCCCCGUGAUGUGUGUGUAAAUACAAGCAAUGAAUGGAUUAUCGUCUCGGAUUCAGGUAAUCAUCGACUAGUGGUUUACGAUUUAAAGCAUUUCCAAGUUCAACGCGUUAUUGGUGGAAAGGAGUCUCAAUUGAAAUUACAUUUACCGUAUGGAAUCUGUUGUGAUGAUAAUGAUUCGUUGUAUGUUUGCGAUCGUGGGAAUCAUCGAAUUGUUGUUAUACGCUUCGAUGAUGGAGUGUUUCUUCGACAAUGGGGAAAAAAGGGCGUUCAACAUGGUGAAUUCGAUACACCGGAUUUUAUAUGUUGCCGACAGAAUGUUAUUGCUGUAUCGGAUUUCAAUAAUCAUCGUGUACAAGUCUUUGGAUUAGAUGGACAAUUUCUUUUUACGUUUGGUAAAAUAGGAAGUGGUGAUACAGGAGAAUUUCGAUAUCCAAGAGGAAUUGCCAUCGAUGACGAAGGAUUUUUUAUAGUAGCUGAUUGGGUAAAUAACCGUUUACAGUUAUUUACUCCAAACGGGGAGCUUUCUGCAAUCGUCAGUGAUAAAAAUUCGGAUACUUCCAAUGAUGAAUUGAUGCCUUUGAAAGUAGCAUUCGACCGUCCGAUUGGCUUAACUGUUUCCAGCCAAGGUGUUGUGUUCGUUACUGAAUGGGGUCGAUCGCAUCGAAUUAUUAUUUAUUGA
Molecule: messenger RNA, 1818 nt
Organism: Adineta ricciae
Lineage: Eukaryota; Metazoa; Rotifera; Eurotatoria; Adinetida; Adinetidae
Source: the annotation of a GenBank genome assembly